Micromonas commoda is the source of this 2352-nucleotide messenger RNA. RefSeq lists its product with no specific name. The record is from RefSeq and is a predicted model, not a curated record. The transcript has a single exon. NCBI's taxonomy places the organism in Eukaryota, Viridiplantae, Chlorophyta, Mamiellophyceae, Mamiellales, Mamiellaceae. The coding region runs from base 1 to 2352 and encodes 783 amino acids.
AUGCGCCGCGCGUCUUCCAACGACGCCCCCGACGCGGUCGACGAGACGAGCGCGUCCAGGUCGCGCGCGUCCGGCGGUUCGGGCCCGGCGACCGCGAAGAUGUCCGAGCGUUUCACGCCCCGGGCGCACGACCUCGAUCCCGCGGGAGUCUUCACCGACGUGUACCCGGGGGAGACGAUCGCGCACGCACGCGGGUCCGCGACUCGACGGAACGAGUACGCGGGCGUCAGGGUCCCCGGCGAGGGCGGCGCGGCCGCGACCCUCGCGUCCGCGCCCCCACCGCGGCGGGGCAUCUCGAGGCGCGAGUGGCGGGUCGAGACGAUCGAGGACCAGAGCAAGGACGUCGCGCGGUGGCAGCUGGAGUUCACCAAGAUGCGCCGACGCGCCGAGGCCGCGGAGGAGGACAACACGCGGCUCAAGGCGACGCACGACGAGAUGCGGCGAAAGUUCGAGCGCGAACACCACGCCAGGGCGGCGCUCGAGACGCAGCUGAGGGACAUCUUUUCAAAGCCCGUCGUGAGGGAUGCGCUCGCGUCGCACCCGCGGGGCGUGACGCGCAGGGACGACCCGCACGGCGCCGGCAACGUCCUGCGACCGGGCGAGGACGUCGACGGGAGCGAAACCGCGAUGAUGGUGUUCAAAGCCCUGGAGGAUAGGAUCAGCCGCGACAGGGACGCGUUGGACGCCGCGAACGAGCGCGAGGUUCGACUGGCGACGAUGCUUCGGCACUCGGAGACGCAGAAGCUCGCCGCGUACGCCGAGGCUGAGAAACACAGGAACGAGUUGGAGGCGCACGUCGCGAAACUACGCGUGGACAGAGCCGUGGCGAAGGGGUUGGAGUCGGAGUUGAGCGCCGGUAAGAGCGCGGAGGAGGCGUUGCGAAUCACGACGGAGAAGCUGUCGGCGUUGGAGCUCGAGGCGGAGGCGCUGAGGGAAAACGAGCGCUCGAGGGAGGCGCGUUUAAACGCCGCGGUCAAGGCGGCGGUGAAGAAAGCGCUCGACGAGUCCGUCAGCGAGGUCAAGGUGGAGGCUGCGAGGCUCGGGGAGGCGCUGGCGAAGGUCAGAACCGAGUACGGAGAGCAGGACUGGGCGCACGCGAAAGAAACGGAGCGGCGAAAGGCGGGGUUUGAACGCGCGCUCGCGACGGUGCUCGCGGACAGGGAAAACCUUCAGCGCGAGCUCAAGCACGCGCGGAGGGACGGCAGGCGCGCGGACGUGGAGCGCGCGCGGGUCGCGGACGAGGCCGCGGCGGUGGUCGAGAAGGCUGUCGCGCAGAGGGAGUGGGCGCUGGAAGUGCUCGACCGCGCGGUUGACGCCGAGGAGGAGUUCGCGCGGCACCUCCACUACGAGCUCUACCGCGCGUCUCUGCUCGCCAUGCCGGAGACGGCGCGCGUGGACGACGCCGAGAUACAAGGCGGCGCGGGGGCGGCGCAGGGGCUGCACGAGGUGUGCGCGCGGGCGAGGACUGAGUGGGAACGGGAGGUUUGCGAGCUGCGUUCGGACCUCGCGGGGUUGCGCCGCGACGUCGCCGCCGCCGGCAUCGCCAUCGACGCGUCCAGAACGUGCGGGAUCGCGCGGGGAUGGGCGGCGGCGGUGGAUACGGUGGAACGCGCGGCGGCGACGGCGGACGGCGCGGCGUGGGCGGCGAUGCAGCGCGUAGCGGAGGCGGUUCGCGCCGCCUCCGCAUCCGCCGACGCCGAGGCGAAACGAGGCGCAGCCGCGGCUGGGCUGAGGGAGUACCUGCGGGGAUACGACGAGGGCACGUUCGAUCCCUCCAAGUACGCGAUGGACGUAACGAGCGGGGCGACGCGGGAGCCGCCGCCGCAUUUGACGCCUUCAGUGAAGGAGGAACGGGACGAGACGCCCGCGGGGACGCGACGGAAUAUUCCGGAGGAGACGAUUGAUGAGCCACCGCCGGGACCCGAGGAGAGGGUCGGGUUCGAGGCGGCGAUCUGGCGCGAACGGGCGAGGCAGAAGGCGGCGGAGAGGGAGGCGGAGAGGAGGGCGCGCGAGGCGGAGACGGCGACGGCGGCCGCGUCGGAGGCAAAGUCCACGAGGCAAAGUCCGGUCACCGUCGGAGCGCCCGCGUCGCCGCUCUCGCCCAGGGUGGACAACGGCGCGGUGUCGGCGACGACGCUCGCGGCUGCGGAUUCGGCGCGAACGCCCGCCGUCGACCCGAAGCCCUCCUCCACGAGGAAAGCUUCGAGGACGCUCGCGUCGAUCGCGGGGACGCCGGGUCUCGGGACGGCAAAGACGUCCGAGCGUUUCGGAGCGUUUCAGUCGUCGCCGUUCGCGCCGUCCAAGUCAGCCGCCAAGGAGAUCGCGUCGCUCGCGCGCAACUUACGGUUUUGA